Messenger RNA from Rotaria sp. Silwood2, 696 nucleotides. The record is from the annotation of a GenBank genome assembly. NCBI's taxonomy places the organism in Eukaryota, Metazoa, Rotifera, Eurotatoria, Philodinida, Philodinidae.
AUGCAAAUCUUUGUAAAAACCCUUACUGGAAAAACCAUUACACUUGAAGUUGAACCAAGCGACACAAUCGAAAAUGUGAAAGCAAAAAUUCAAGAUAAGGAAGGAAUUCCACCUGAUCAACAACGUCUUAUCUUUGCCGGCAAACAGCUCGAAGAUGGUCGAACACUUAGUGAUUACAACAUUCAAAAAGAAAGUACUCUUCAUUUAGUUCUUCGAUUACGUGGUGGCAUGCAAAUAUUCGUGAAAACACUCACUGGUAAAACUAUAACACUCGAAGUUGAACCAAGUGAUACAAUCGAAAAUGUGAAAGCAAAAAUUCAAGAUAAGGAAGGAAUUCCACCUGAUCAACAACGUCUUAUCUUUGCCGGCAAACAACUCGAAGAUGGUCGAACACUUAGUGAUUAUAACAUUCAAAAAGAAAGUACUCUUCAUUUAGUUCUUCGAUUACGUGGUGGUAUGCAAAUAUUCGUGAAAACACUCACUGGUAAAACUAUAACACUCGAAGUUGAACCAAGUGACACAAUCGAAAACGUGAAAGCAAAAAUCCAAGACAAAGAAGGUAUUCCACCUGAUCAACAACGUCUUAUCUUUGCCGGCAAACAGCUUGAAGAUGGUCGAACACUCAGUGAUUAUAAUAUUCAAAAAGAAAGUACACUUCACCUUGUACUUCGACUUCGAGGUGGUGAUGAUCAAUAA